Molecule: messenger RNA, 1034 nt
Organism: Heteronotia binoei (common prickly gecko)
Lineage: Eukaryota; Metazoa; Chordata; Lepidosauria; Squamata; Gekkonidae
Gene: CRH
Product: corticotropin releasing hormone
Exons: 2
Coding region: 347-904 (185 amino acids)
Biological process (GO): negative regulation of epinephrine secretion; negative regulation of glucagon secretion; positive regulation of cortisol secretion
Cellular component (GO): extracellular region
Molecular function (GO): corticotropin-releasing hormone activity
Source: RefSeq, a predicted model, not a curated record
UGAUAUAAUUGGAUGUGAGAUUCUGGGUUGUGAUAGCAGAACGCUGCCCAUUGCCUCUCCGAAGCGGCCCCCAUGAUUUAUUCAGCAGUGGAUCGGGGCACGCAAGCGAGCUGUCAAGAAAGCGUCAGCUUAUUAGGCAAGGGCUGCGUGAUUCCAGAAGAGGGUCUAACCUAUAAAAAUCACGCACCCGAGCUCUGAUUAGCAAGCAAUCUGAUCACAAGGACGGCAGGAGACGGCUCUAAGAGACACGCAUCCGGAGAGGAAGGGGAAAACCCGAUCCACCCAGCAUUGACUCCACCCGUCCAACUUGACUCCAUCGGCAUCUCUAAGAACUGGCCGCUGAAACAUGAAGAUCCAGCUGCUGGUCUCUACAGGGAUCCUGCUGGUCGCCCUCUUGCCUUGCCAUGAGUGCAGAGCCCUCAGCAAGAGCGUCCCAGCCGGCGACAGCGCUCUGCAGCAGCCAGAUCUUCUCCAAGCGCAACCACAGUCGCUGCCCAUCUUGCUCCGCAUGGGAGAAGAGUAUUUCUUGCGCUUGGGCAACCUUCACAAGAACCCCGCCGCCUCCUCCCUCUUCCCUGCCUCCUCCGGCACUAGCAGCAGCAGCUUCAACCACCUGGCAGCCUCUGCGUCCGCCGGCAACUUUUUCCGAGCAGCGGCGCAACAGCUGCAGCAGCUGCCGCACCUGCAAGAGCGCUCACUAGAGGGCGCCGCCGAGCCCUGGGAAAGCGAAGACGACAGCGCCCACCUGGAAGCCCCGCAGAGGGAAAAACGCUCGGAAGAACCGCCGAUCUCCCUGGAUCUGACUUUCCAUCUCCUCCGCGAAGUCCUGGAAAUGGCCCGAGCGGAGCAGCUGGCGCAGCAGGCUCACAGCAACAGGAAACUGAUGGAAACCAUCGGGAAAUGAAGCGCUCUCUCUCCCCUUCGCCCCUCCCCUGCCAAAGAGAUCCUCCAACUAGCACAGCAGUUCGACAGCAGCAUCCGCGCCCCUCCCCAGAGUGGCUCCAGUCCCAUCCCGUUCUUUUGAUUCGACAGCU